AUGAAGAUCUCCUCCAUCGCCAUCCUCGCCGUCGGUAUUCCAACUGUUGUUCAAGCCGGUGGCUUCGUCAGCAGCUGCGCACAAAUCUUCCUCGGUGGCACUUGGAUCAAUGCCCUUUGCAAGAAUAAAGCUGGCGUUUACGUCCCCACAGCAAAGGAUCUCAACGCGGAAAUUGGAAAUGCCAAUGGUCUUCUCGCUAGACACUCAUCGGGAUAUGCGAAUGUUUGUAGAGAUUGCUCGUUGACUACAGCGGCCGUGUUUAAAUGCUCGUGUCCACGCAUUAACCGUUAUCAGCCGGCUUCUAUCAAUCUUAACAACUUCUUGAGCAAUAGGGAUGGUACUUUGUUUUGGGAUUAA
Molecule: messenger RNA, 357 nt
Organism: Orbilia oligospora ATCC 24927
Lineage: Eukaryota; Fungi; Ascomycota; Orbiliomycetes; Orbiliales; Orbiliaceae
Exons: 3
Coding region: 1-357 (118 amino acids)
Source: RefSeq, a predicted model, not a curated record